AUUUGAUUCUCGUACGCGCAAUUUCAAAAUAGUUCGUAUAAACACCGUUUAUCGUGAUUGAAAAAUCUAUAAUUUAUAAACGUAAUAUUAUUAAAUGUUAACUACAAUGUCUUCUUUUAAUCAAUGAUUACGACGACAUCUUCAUAGCGUCUACCAGUUUUUUGUGUUCAUCAUGGCUUCGACGGAAUCCUUAGUAUGCGAUACACUCGAUCUAAGCGGUCAAGGUUUGAAGAAACUUCCUCGUUGUCCGUCAGAUGCAGAUAUCAGCACAUUGAUCAUUGACGAUAAUGAGCUCCAGCGUCUCGAUAAUCUUGAUUCUUAUCACAGAAUUACUAAGCUAUCAAUAGUAAGGAAUCAAUUACUUCGUAUGUAUGGGGUAUCAAAGUUACAUAAUCUUGUAACUCUUAAUUUAGCAAAUAAUGGUAUCUUGACCAUAGAAGGCAUAAAGGAUAUGAUAAAUUUACAAACACUUUGCUUAGCUGGCAAUAAUAUAAAGUCUAUUGAACACUUGCACACAAAUACUAAGCUGGAACAUUUAGAUUUAUCUGAAAAUAGCAUCAGUCACAUUUCAGACAUAUCUUAUCUACGAAAUUUAAAGGAACUGUUUUUACAUAACAAUCGCAUAAUAACAUUAAGGCAAUGUGAACGCUAUUUACCUACUUCUCUAGAAACAUUUACAUUGUCAAACAAUAACAUUACAGAUUUGAAUGAAAUGUCACAUUUAGCUAAUUUGAAAAAUGUAGUCAAUUUUUCAAUUGCUAAUAAUCCAUGUGUCAGUAUGACAGGUAACAGUAUUGGUUUUGACUAUCGACCUUUUGUUAUCAAUUGGUGUAUGAGCUUGAAAUCAAUUGAUGGCUAUCAUGUUGAUCCUAUUGAAAGUUUAAAAGCAGAGUGGCUAUAUUCUCAGGGACGCGGUAGACAAUUCCGUGUUGGCGAACAUGCAUUACUUGCACAGUAUUUAGCAUCUGUUUGCCCACUUUCUGGUGAAUCCCUAGAAAAUGAAACUGACAGGAAGCUAAGGCUAAUUUUGAGUAAAGCACAACAUCAUCAACAGCAAUUAAAUCAACAAAGUGAUACUGGAAGCGUGCACAGCUUAAGUAGCGUCGGAAUGAGUCCUUCUCCAGCUACUAGGCGUAGACUUAGUCAUAACAGGACAGGUUCUCCUAGACGUACCAUUGCGCCAAUGUUGACAUACUAUGAAGAUAAAUGCUUACAGUCACCAAAAUUUUAUGAAGCAAAGUACUGUGUGUGCCAUUCGCCUUGUAAAGGUUCAUCAAGAAAUUCAUUGAGAAUGAGGUCACCUGAUAGAAUGGUAUCUAGUUGUCACACCGAUGCUAUAGUUUCUUCAUGCCAUACUUUAUUAAGUGAAGAUCAGGAAUCAUUGAUGACUCAGAGUUUAGAUCCAAAUAUGCUUUGUGGUACUUUAGCUAACAAGACUCCAAAUAUGGUUGUUUUGCAAGAUACAGAAGAAACAUCUAGUCCUCUGCAAGCUGCAACAAAAUUAGUGCCAGUUCCUGAGUCUUUAAUGAGUCCAGAUUUUCGUCCACCAUCUGGUCUUUCUCGAGUGUUAGCAAAAACUCCACCAAGCAAAUUAACAUCACCUUGUCAAAUUACAAUGCCAAGCAAGCUCAUUUCUGAUGGAGAUGGCAAGGCUAUUCCUAUAAUAAAUACAGUAAAUCCAAUGGCUAAAACAAAUCUUACUUCUAUAAAAGCGAAUGCACUUGUAAAAAGUAGUUCAGCAACAAAUUGUGCUGUUGGAAAACCAAAUAUUGCUAAGCCUAUUAUUACAAAUACUAGUACUAAAUGUCCCCAUAGUGUGAAAAUCAAUAAUUACGUUCAAAGCAAAACAUUGCCUGCAAAACGAAAUACAAAAAAUUCACCAAACUUAGGCAGAAAUAUACCAAGGCCAAAGAGUGCUAAUGAUAAAAUUAAAACUAGUGUCAUUAAAAGCAAUGGAGAUGGCGAUGCAGAUAAUGCUACUCAAAGUAGUGAUGAAGAUAGUGAAGUAUGUCAAGCGAAAUUAGAUAGCAUUCGACAUAGAGCUAUUCAAAGAAGACAGGAAGAUAAUAAAGACCAAGAUGAAGCUGAGAAAGCAGCAAUAUGUAUUCAAAGGAUGUGGAGAGGAUAUCAUACUAGGAAUCUUAAUAAAAAAGCAACCACUAUAUUGAAGACUAUUGAAAUGAUAAGGACGAAUAAAUAUAUCCAGAAACUCUCUACUGAUAUGGAAGCUACUCGAACUGCGUUAGAAAGUGAACAUAAAUUACAGUUAUUACAAAUGCAAGCAAUUAAUGCAUUGUGGAAGAAAGUUGUUAGUCUUCAACCUACUGCUAAUCGAGAUUCUACGAACACUGAUAACGAAAAUAUUGCACAAAAUGUAGACGUUGUAACUAAUCUAGCACAAACAUGUAAUUUGUUGCAUACUCAGGUUCAACAAUUACAAGAUUCUAUGUCAGAAAUAAAACGAUGCAUGUCGAAUAUGCAAACAAAAGCCAAUCUUAUUGAUAACGGUGUUGCAACACAAACGGAAAUAUCGGCAGUUCAUACCCCAGCGGGCGAAGAAAAUAUGUUUCCUUAUGCACGACCACAUAGACCACAAACUUUGCCAAUUCAUCAAACGAUUCAUGAAGGGAAUGAGAAUAAAAGUUUUGCAUCUAAUUUAAUUGAUAAUGUGUUAAAAAAAGUAUCUCAGUCUACUGAUACGACAGAUGAUGAAGUUAAUACUGACAUCUUAAACUCUAAUGAAAAUCCCGAAUUAUUAAACUCAACUGAACAUCCUGACAUGUUUAAAAGUUGUGAGGAGAUUAUAGAACCUGAUUUCAAGGACGUAGUGGAACAUGAUGUAAAACAUGAAUAUGACGUAAUUGAUAAUGCUGUUAUAAACGGUGAAGUUUGUGAAGAAACACUAUGUAAAGAGUUACACAAUUUUAUUGAAACAGAAAUUACAACAGGAAAUUGUGCAAAUUUGGAAACGGAAAACAAUUCAGAAGAAAUUGAAAAGGAAUAACUUUAAUCUGAGGAGACAUAGAAUAAGCAAAAAUAAAAUGAAGGUGCAAAGUUGAAAGACUUGAACAAAAAUAGGAAGAAACAGAUGUGAAUUUCAAUAGAUAGUCUAACUCAUGAAUGGAAUUAAUACAUUUUUAACUAAAAAUACUCACUGUACAUAGGUUCAGAGACUAGUCUUAAUUAUAUUCAGGUAACAAAAUUGAAUACUUUUAAUUUCAUUAUGUCUCUAACAUUUUAAAAUUAAAUCCAUCACAAUUCAAAGAAUUAUCACGAAAUACAUUUAAAAAAAAGAAAGUAUCAAAAACAAUUUUAAAUAAUCAUGUCAUUAAGUUGAUUCAUUAUAUGAUGUGCAUCGUGAUCAUUGAAGCAAUUUUGAAAUUUUUCCGUCCACAUAUCUGGCUUUUAAAAAGUUCACCAAUGUACAAAGUGUGUAUUAAGAAUGUUAAAUGUCUCACAAAAAGCUUUGCUCCUUCUUUAAAAGAUCAUCAUAGAAAUAUUACUGUACAGGAAAAACAAUGCAUUCAAUGUCACGAAGUCCAAAGUUAUUUGUCAAUUCUCAGAUUGAAGUAUUUAUAAGAAUACAAGAGAGAAUUUUGAUAUAUAAGUGCAUUCCUUAUUAACAGCAGAACAUUUUUUAAGUUUUGUUAAAAAAUUUCUUGGAUAAUGUUACCUAGAUAGCUAUUAUUUUUAUGCAUUUAUUUUUUUAUUUAUUUAUCUAUUUAUUAAAAAUUAUGAACCCUAGAAAAAAUUAAUAUUACUGCAAAAUGUAGGUAAUAAUGAAAACAUUUUUAAUCUAGUCAUUGCAAAAGCUCCUGCAUAUAAUUACUGUAGAUAUUAACUAAAACUUGUUACAUAGGUAUACAGUGUUAUUAAAACAAAUAAGAUCUUUCAACGAAAACAAGUACUUGUUAAAAGGCGUGAGUUUUUGUUUAUGACAAAGAGCGCUGUAAUAAUUCUUUUAAAUGUGUGUAUAUUGCUUGAGUUUUAUUAUUAAAAACAUUUAAAUACAAUAAAUCGCUGCUACUAUAAGAAUAUCAUUACAAUGAAAGAAACUAUAUGUGAGCUCCUAUUAAAACUAUAUCUUAUAUUUAUUUUGUGUGACAUACGUCCGCUAGGUGUCACGUACAUAAGACACUUUAAUGCUCAGAAUUGUUAAGAACUUAAUAUCAAUGUUAAAUAAAUAAGUCAUAUACAUUGAA
Bombus huntii is the source of this 4202-nucleotide messenger RNA. RefSeq names its product centrosomal protein of 97 kDa (gene Cep97). The transcript is spliced from 14 exons. The record is from RefSeq and is a predicted model, not a curated record. Lineage: Eukaryota; Metazoa; Arthropoda; Insecta; Hymenoptera; Apidae. The coding region runs from base 173 to 3004 and encodes 943 amino acids. Gene Ontology annotation, molecular function: protein binding; U2 snRNA binding. Gene Ontology annotation, biological process: mRNA splicing, via spliceosome.